Molecule: messenger RNA, 5249 nt
Organism: Erpetoichthys calabaricus (reedfish)
Lineage: Eukaryota; Metazoa; Chordata; Cladistia; Polypteriformes; Polypteridae
Gene: slc13a1
Product: solute carrier family 13 member 1
Exons: 15
Coding region: 36-1826 (596 amino acids)
Biological process (GO): monoatomic anion transmembrane transport
Cellular component (GO): membrane
Molecular function (GO): sodium:sulfate symporter activity
Source: RefSeq, a predicted model, not a curated record
CGACUGAGUAAUCAGUGGCACGCUGACAGCUGAGCAUGGGGAUUUUCACCAAAUUUCUGGCUUUCCACAGGAUCUUCAUCAUUAUACUCACACCUCUUUUGUUGCUGCCUCUGCCAUUGUUAAUCCAGACAAAGGAAGCAGAAUGUGCGUACACGCUGUUCAUAGUGGCUGUUUACUGGCUCUCCGAAGCAAUGCCUCUUGCAGUAACUGCUCUUAUUCCUGCACUGAUGUUCCCACUGUUUGGAAUUUUGAAGUCCAAAAUGGUAGCUGCAGCUUACUUUAAAGACUUCCACCUUUUGCUAAUUGGAGUGAUAUGUUUAGCAACAUCCAUUGAAAAAUGGAAUCUGCACAAGCGCAUUGCUUUGAGGAUGGUUAUGCUGCUAGGAGUCAAUCCAGGCUGGCUUAUGCUGGGGUUUAUGCUUAGUUCAGCCUUUCUAUCCAUGUGGCUUAGCAAUACCUCCACAGCUGCCAUGGUGAUGCCCAUAGUAGAAGCUGUCAUUCAGCAAAUUUUAAAAGCCGAAGCUGAGGUUAAUACUAUUCAUAUGAAACGCAUGAAUGGAACAGCAAAUCCAGGUCUUCAACUCAAUGAGGAUGAAGAAAAACAAGAGCAUAAUGGAGAAAUUAUAAGAAAUGAAACAUCUAAUAACACGAGGAAAGAUGAACAAGAUGAUACGCUGCAACAAAAUAUGGUGUCCGUAUCAGAUAUGCAUGGAAAGUACAGAAGCAAAAAAGAUCACAUGAUGUGCAAGGGAAUGUCUUUGUGCAUUGCAUAUGCAUCCACCAUUGGAGGAUUAACUACGAUCACAGGAACAUCUACUAACCUUAUUUUUGCUGAACAUUUCAAUAACCGCUACCCAGAUUGCCACUGUAUAAACUUUGGAUCCUGGUUCCUUUUGUGUUUCCCAAUAAGCAUAAUCAUUCUAAUUCUGUCAUGGGUUUGGCUGCACUGGCUUUUCCUUGGAUUCAAUUUUACUGGAAUGUGCAACUGUUCCAAAGAGAAAACAGUGCGGGAGCAAGCAUCUGCUCGAGUCAUCAAAGAAGAAUAUAAGGCACUGGGCCCAAUGAGUUAUCAGGAAAUUGUUACACUUGUCAUAUUUAUCCUUAUGGCACUGCUUUGGUUUACAAGAGACCCAGGAUUUAUACCUGGAUGGGCAUCCCUGUUCCCUGACUACAAAGGUUAUGCAACUGAUUCUACAGCAGCUUUGGUUCUUGGCCUCUUGUUUUUUAUCAUCCCAGCAAAUAUGCCAACUAGUCCUUCAUCAGGAAAGAAAAAUGACUACUCCUAUUCAACGCUGAUUAGCUGGAAAGAAUUUCAGGCUUGCAUGCCCUGGGAAAUUGCACUUCUUGUUGGAGGCGGCUUUGCCCUGGCUGAGGGCUCAGAGGUUUCUGGUCUGUCGGCUUGGGUGGGAAGUAAACUAACUCCAUUAGGAUCUCUUCCUCUGUGGGUGACCAUUAUAGUCUCUUCAUUAAUUGUAACCACCAUUACUGAGAUUGCAAGCAAUCCAGCAACUAUAACAAUAUUUCUGCCUAUUCUAUCACCAUUGGCUGAAGCCAUCCAUAUUAAUCCUCUUUAUAUUCUGAUACCCACAACACUGUGCACCUCGUUUGCAUUCUUGCUCCCCGUCGCCAAUCCGCCAAAUGCCAUUGUCUUCACCUAUGGGCAUCUGAGAGUAAUAGAUAUGGUAAAAGCUGGCCUUGGAGUUAACAUUAUUGGAGUUGCAGUUGUCAUGCUUGCUGUUUCAACCUGGGGGACCACUUUUUUUAAUCUGAAAGAAUAUCCUUCCUGGGCACCUGCUGUUCCCACUGUUAACAUAACAGGCCCAUGAACACUCAAAGACAUAUUCAACUGAGCUUGUUCUGAAGCAGCUAUGAUCUGUGUUCUGACUGUACAACAAUUUGCAAUGUUGAUGGCAGUACUUCCAGAGACUUUAAUUUAUGCAGAUUAUUUCUGCCAAAAGUACCGUUUGGGCAAAGCUGGGGAAUUUUAGAUUUAGUGUUCAAAGUAUUUAGAUGGAACUGGUACUGUUGCUAUAUUAUUGGUAGAAUGAACUGCAUUUCAAUACAUUCAGCGCUGUACUGCAUGUAAAAAAUAAUUUCAAAAGGUGAAGUGGGAAAUGUCAACAUUAACGGUAAUGAAAACAUACAAAUAAUAUAAUCUGUAAGACUGCCACUGAAGUGCAGUUGGCAGUGCCUGGGCAUUUUUUUAAUCUUCCAUUAGUUUUUAUUAGUGAGAACUCCUCCACAAGCUUCAAGCUGUACUUCCAGGAUCAUUGAAGCACAAUUGCUGCCAAAUCUUGCAAGUAUUUGUUGUGUUUUAAUUGGAUCACUUCACUUAUCUUCAGACUACAAGCACAAGUUUAAUUUAAACUUCUAACUAUAGAGUACAGUUUCCUUCAAUGGAGUGCUGCAUGCGUUAUGAAAGGAAACCAGUCAGCUGUAGUGGAAUGGAUAGCACUGCUACUCAUAUGUGUUUGACACCUAUCCUACUCACCGCUUACAUUUUUCUCAUGUUUGAGUGGGUGUCACUCCAGGUCCAAUGUUUAUUACCAUAUUCCUGUUAGGCUAAUUGGAAACUCUAAAUUGGCCAGGUUUUGUUGGGGUUGACCGGCAUCCUUCCCAUAGAGAAUUUCCACUGCAGGUCAUCGUGGAGGAAUCACGUUAGCUUUAACUGGCUGAGGAGGUCCAUCGCAAGAAACCGUAUGUGAUCAAUUCCCAUUGAAUAUAAUUGUGAAUCACAACUCUGUUCAUCCCAAAUUCAGACGAGGCACAAAACAUAGUUAAGAACAUAUGGUUAGAGGGAUUGAUUGUUAUUCCCUUUACGUAAAACUCGAACAAAAAGUUGCUGGAUGGUUGAUUUGGUCAGCCAUAAAGAAACAAGACAGUACAGGUACAGAGCCUGCUUUUUAGUUUUUACUGAAAAACCUGUUGAUGUGUCACUUUUGUCUGAGAAUGAUAAGAUGACAGGGGCUUAAGUUUUGUUUUCCUAAUCUCCAACUUCCACAAAAUACUUAAAAAGAAUAUACAGUCAAAACUAAGAUAGCACUACUUUGUUGUUAUGCUUUGCUUUUGAAACAAAAAUGACGAAAUUGCUCAACAAGUUUAUAGUAGACAUUUAUGUUCAGAGGAAUACCUAAAAGUCAACAAAGUAAGCCUCAAUAACCAGAAAUCAGUGAAAGUUGUUUUUCAACAAGGAACAUGGUGACAUUCACUGUGAAGCAGUCAAUCAACACAUCUUGUAAAGUGUAAGGGUUAUGUAUUACUCAAACGAUCGUGAUUCUGAAGUUCAUGUCAACAAGUCAAAUGUUUCCUUUUGAAUUUAGUCAAGUGAAUACGUUCACUUAAAUAUCCUGUGUGGUUUACAUACUUCCUUCUUUUCUUUAAAGUUUGAAUAACUUCACCUAGUUAUAUUUUUAUUGCAAAACAAGUAAAGAAGCUACAUAAUGAAAGGAAUCUCAUAGGUAGUGUGGUGGAGAACUGUGUUUGUAACCAUGGAGAUGUUUCUUUGGAGAUAUAUUAGCAGAAAAUGAUGAGCGAAGGAAAAGAAAGGGUUAAGUUUGGGAGCUGCAUUGAAAAUCUGUAAACUGCCAUUUUGAAAUGUGUUUUUUUAACAGAUUUAAAAAUAAUGAAAAAAAAAUCUGCAGGUGUAAUGUGAGAAGAUAAAUCACAUAAAAAGGCUGAAGGAUAAACGUAUUGAUUUAAUUUUAAUUUAUUUAAGAUUAAACAAUUAUGUAAUUCUGAGAGUAGAGGAAGCUGAAGAAAAUGGACAGAUGGAUGGAUGGUGGAAAUAAUGUGAUGAAUGCAUGGGGGAAUAAGGGAUUACAAACAUUUAAAAGUGUGAAGAAAGUGUUGUCUACUAAUCUUGGGACCUGACUUUUGGAUUGCAGAAUCAUCCCUCUUCCGUGUUGUCAGGAUGCUUUUGAUUCUAGUUCACUACUUUGAAGUUAGCCCGCUUUUACUUUUUUAAACAGGCUUUUGGUGUUUUUACAAAUUAAGAAUAAUUCACAAAGCAAGCUAAAAAAGAAGUUAAAUAUUUGCUUUAUUUAAUACCGAUUCUUUGAGCUGGUAAAAUAUUAGUAAACUUAACAGUACAUUUUGUGGAGAUUUCAAUGCUUUAAACCAUUAACCACAAAAUAAAACACAUUGUUUGUAAAACACUCCACAUCCUGGUUCUUUUCCAAGAAAGAGUAAAUAUUUAGUCAUUCUUUGUCAGGUUAAGCCUUAUUUGCUCUACUGAAAAUAAUAUUUUAUAAUAUUACUUCAUUGAAUUUAAUAUUGGUGCUGUUUAUUUCCAUUUUAAUGUGCCAUAUUCUUUUGUCAUUUUCAUAUGCUAGUACUUAAGGCAAUAGUUUUUGUAAAUGCUAUUUUUUUAUUUUUUCUAUUUGCUGUAAUAAAUUCCUAUCAAUGUUAACCUGAGCAUAAUUUUUAAAGUCAUAAUGAAAUUAACUUGCUGCUUUAUGUAUAAGAUUUGUUUUAGCAAUUUUCUUCAUUUUGCUAAUGCCUUUUUAAAAAUGAAAAAGACAAAAGGAUAUAUUAGGAGGCAAAAUGCAAUAAAGUUAUUUGACAAUGAGAGAUUCAUAUUGCUCUACCAAAUGUUUGAACAAAAAAGUCUGAACUAAAAAGUAAUUGUGUAAUAGGAAAAAAUAUACAGUAUAUCAUGCAGAUUAAAGUACUUUAUUUAGUCUGGCAUAGAUCAGGAAUGACACCUAAAACAAAAAUGAAGGCUUACCUUCUUCUUAAUAGGGCAGGUGUAACCUUUUGCUGUGCAAACAUCUCCUUCAUAAGCAUUCAGAGGAAUAUUAAUAUUCCUAUAAGUGUAGGAAAAUUCUUUUUCAUAUGGUGUUCUUCAUAACUCCACCAUUAAAAGACACCUUACAAAGCAACACUUUCACAGUUCAAGAUGAAUAAUACAAUGGAAGAGGUUCUGCAUUUUUAAGCCUGGAGCUUCAGAAAGAGGAAUUACAUGUUAAAAUAUUCUUGUAAUUUUUGUUCAUUUGUGUCUCAUAUGCUGUAAAGAGGACUGUUUUAAGUUAUUUUUAUACAUAUACUGUAUAUUUCAGAUUGGAAUUUUCAUAGCUAUAACAAUAAAUAACACUGAGAAUAUUAAGAUGUGCAAAAUGCAUUGAGGUGUGUACAUAAAACUCAUUUAGUCGAUUAUCUUUCAAUGUAGCUUUUAUUGCCCUUUUCAUUGUCUAAUGAUAAAGAUAUCAAAGUUUAUAUUUUAAACAAUAAAAUUUCUUCUUAUCUAACCA